UGAUGACGCCGGUUCUUCCUCUCACCAGCCUCUGCCUACCUUCAUCGACGUGUGCCCCCAUCGACCAUCUCAACUGCAGCAGAAAGCAUCGGCAACCAUUGUUCCAUCACAAUUUGCGGUGCCGCGUCGAUUCUGCAGCUGCGUGAUAUCUAUUAUAGGUGUGAGGUCAUACAUCCCAUUGCAUUGGGGUGCAAACGUUCAGGAUGGCGCCUUCGCGUAAUCUACCAGACUCGGAAGCUUCGUCACAGGCCGAUACACCGAUGACCGAUGGUAACGAUGACUCUGUCGCCCGCAUUUCCGUUGAUGAGGCCGACUAUCCUAUGGUGGAUUAUCAAGAUACCCCGGAUUACACAGACUCGGACACCAACCCUAAUACAACAGCAAGCAGCGUCGCGGGCGAUGUAUCCCACCUCGAUGGACGCAAGAGGAGACCAGAAGAGUCCCAAUUGAAGAAGAUUCUCAAGAAGCAACACGGUCGGCUAGAUGAGUCCAAGGAGGACGACUCGAUCAGACGAUUUCGUUAUCUACUAGGACUUACUGAUUUGUUUCGUCAUUUCAUCGAGACUAACCCAAAUCCCCGCAUCAAGGAGAUUCUAGCAGAGAUCGACCGACAGAAUUCAGAUGAGUCUUCAAAAGCCAAAGGCACCGCGCGCAAAGGAGGUGCUAGUGGGACCAAAAGGCGACGAACCGAAAAGGAAGAAGACGCCGAACUUUUGAAUGAUGAAAAGAGGGGUGGAGAGACAUCCACGAUUUUCCGCGAAUCGCCCUCUUUCAUUCAGGGAGAGAUGCGUGACUACCAGGUGGCAGGUCUGAAUUGGCUGGUAUCGCUCCACGAAAAUGGUAUCUCAGGAAUUCUUGCAGACGAAAUGGGUCUUGGGAAAACUCUUCAGACCAUCGCAUUCCUAGGGUAUUUGCGACACGUUUGCGACAUCACUCGCCCACAUCUAGUUGCGGUGCCAAAAUCCACGCUGGACAAUUGGAAGAGAGAAUUUGAGAAAUGGACUCCUGAAGUCAACGUGAUGGUGCUGCAGGGAAAGAAGGAAGAUCGCCACAAACUUAUCUCUGACCGUUUAGAAACGGGGGAUUUCGAUGUUUGCAUUACCAGUUACGAGAUGAUUCUACGCGAGAAAUCGCAUCUGAAGAAGUUUCCUUGGGAGUAUAUUAUCAUCGAUGAGGCCCACCGUAUCAAGAACGAGGAAUCUUCUCUUGCACAAAUUAUCCGUCUAUUCAGCUCACGAAACCGUCUGUUGAUCACUGGAACCCCCCUUCAAAACAACCUGCACGAACUCUGGGCCCUACUCAACUUCUUGCUACCCGACGUGUUUGGCGACUCAGAAGCAUUCGACCAAUGGUUCUCUAGCCAGGAUUCAGACCAAGACACCGUUAUCCAGCAGUUGCACCGCGUUCUGCGGCCGUUUUUGUUGCGUCGAGUUAAAAGUGAUGUCGAGAAGAGUCUGUUGCCAAAGAAAGAAGUGAACUUGUACGUUGGCAUGUCCGAGAUGCAAGUAAAAUGGUACCAAAAAAUUCUGGAAAAAGACAUUGACGCUGUCAAUGGCGCUGCUGGCAAGCGGGAGUCGAAGACACGACUCUUGAACAUUGUGAUGCAACUUCGCAAAUGUUGUAACCACCCUUAUCUGUUCGAAGGCGCAGAGCCUGGACCUCCCUAUACGACUGACGAGCAUCUUGUCGACAAUGCAGGCAAAAUGAUCGUUUUGGACAAAAUAUUGACUCGUAUGAAGGAACAAGGAAGUCGUGUGCUCAUCUUCUCGCAAAUGAGUCGUGUGCUUGAUAUUCUAGAAGAUUAUUGUGUUUUCCGGGAACACAAUUACUGCCGUAUCGACGGUUCGACUGCACAUGAAGACCGAAUUGCGGCUAUUGAUGAUUACAACAAGGAGGGUUCUGACAAGUUCAUCUUCUUGCUGACCACUCGUGCUGGUGGGUUGGGUAUCAAUCUUACAACGGCUGACAUUGUCGUGCUGUUCGAUAGCGAUUGGAACCCGCAAGCCGAUCUGCAGGCGAUGGACCGCGCUCACCGUAUUGGACAGAAGAAACAAGUGAUCGUUUUCCGGUUUAUCACGGAGAAUGCGAUUGAAGAGAAGGUUCUCGAACGAGCGGCACAGAAACUACGACUUGAUCAGCUUGUCAUUCAACAAGGCCGUGCACAGCAGCAAACCAAGAAUGCGGCUUCUAAAGAUGAAUUGUUGGGCAUGAUUCAACAUGGAGCAGCCGAUGUCUUCAAGAACCAAGGGGGCACUUUGGGAGGCGGGGUGACGGAUGAUGAUAUUGACGCGAUUCUGCGCAAGGGCGAGGAACGUACUGCGGAGCUCAACAAGAAGUAUGAAAAGCUUGGUAUCGACGAUCUACAAAAGUUCACGUCAGAUAAUGCGUAUCAAUGGAAUGGCGAGGAUUUUACGAACCGUAAAAAGGAUAUUGGAAUCAGCUGGAUCAAUCCAGCGAAGCGAGAACGAAAGGAACAGUUCUAUUCGAUUGACAAAUACUAUAGACAAGCUCUUGCUACAGGUGGUCGUACCGCCGAGACAAAGCCAAAGGUGCCACGUGCUCCGAAGCAAGUCGCGAUUCACGAUUGGCAGUUCUUCCCACCUCGUCUGCAUGAAUUGCAGGAGAAGGAAACAGCUUAUUUUCAUAAAGAGAUCAACUACAAAGCUCAACUUGCUGAAGGCAACGAGGACGAUUUGAGCGAACGCGAAGCCAACCGAGAUCUAGAACAACAAGAAAUUGACAGCGCGGUUCCGUUGACUGAGGAAGAGCAGGCCGAGAAAAAUCGACUUUCUGAAAUGGGCUUUUCACAAUGGAACCGUCGUGACUUCCAGCAAUUCGUCAAUGGUUCUGCCAAGUUUGGCCGGACUGAUUACGAUGGAAUUGCCACGGAAAUUGAUAGCAAGACACCUCCGGAAAUCAAGGAAUAUGCCAAAGUCUUUUGGGAACGCUAUGACGAGAUUAGUGACUAUGCCAAGUACAUUCGUGUCAUUGAGCAAGGAGAAGAAAAGCUGCGAAAGAACACGCAUCAACGCAAGAUGCUGAAGAAAAAGCUAGACAUGUAUCGCGUGCCACUCCAGCAAUUAAAGAUCAACUACACGGUGUCCACGACCAACAAGAAAGUCUACUCAGAAGAGGAAGACCGAUUCUUAUUGGUCAUGCUUGAUAAGCUCGGCAAGGAGGAAGACAGCGAAGGCAUCCAACUCUUCGAGAAGAUGCGGGAGGAAAUCCGGGAAAGCCCUCUAUUCCGAUUUGACUGGUUCUUCUUGAGCCGCACACCCGUCGAACUCAGCCGUCGCUGCACCACGCUUCUCAACACUAUUGCCCGCGAAUUUGAACCGGACUCCAAGGCCAAUGGGGAGACUAGCAAGGGUCGUGGACGGGAUCGUGCUGACGAGGAUGGUGAUGAAGAAGACGAGGAUGCACCAGCCAAGAAGAAGUCCAAGGGCGGGGCAGUGAACAAAAAACUCAAAACCGUCAAGACUAGCAGUAAAGGCGCGUCUACCAACCCGUCCAGGGCGACAAGUGUCUCAUCGGCGACUACCAAAUCCAAGAGCAGAAAGAAGUAAAACGGUUGGUUGGUUGGUUGGUUUGUUAGAUCUGGUACUUGAAAUUUGUUACCCUCGUUUUGUUACCUCUUUAUGGGAUUUUGGUUGGACUUGGUGGCUCGUUGGACCGGCGUUAGAGACGAGACUCAGCCAGAUCAGUGGUUAUUGUGUAUUAUCUUCGUUUUCGUGAAACGUUUAAGAUACAAAUAAAUAUUACGCCUAAUAUUGACUAUUCUUUACUGAUAACGUCUAAUCAAUCAGAUAGUCUGUGCUAAUAACAGACGGGAUACAAUACAUCUACA
This is a messenger RNA of Talaromyces proteolyticus, 3847 nucleotides long. Its product is annotated as putative SNF2 family helicase/ATPase. Gene Ontology annotation, cellular component: nucleus; chromatin. The record is from RefSeq and is a predicted model, not a curated record. Gene Ontology annotation, biological process: regulation of transcription by RNA polymerase II; nucleosome organization. The transcript is spliced from 5 exons. The coding region runs from base 204 to 3566 and encodes 1120 amino acids. Gene Ontology annotation, molecular function: ATP hydrolysis activity; nucleosome binding; DNA binding. Lineage: Eukaryota; Fungi; Ascomycota; Eurotiomycetes; Eurotiales; Trichocomaceae.